Messenger RNA from Phytophthora infestans T30-4, 3851 nucleotides. RefSeq lists its product as uncharacterized. Bases 1 to 3819 code for a protein of 1272 amino acids. The record is from RefSeq and is a predicted model, not a curated record. NCBI's taxonomy places the organism in Eukaryota, Oomycota, Peronosporomycetes, Peronosporales, Peronosporaceae. The transcript has 10 exons.
AUGAACCGCAAAUACCUAUCAGCGCUGGUGCCGGUACUCAGCGAGAUCCUUGUUCUCCAUACAACUACGACGACAACAAUGUGCACCAUAAUGAAAGUGCUUGAGCAAGUAGCAUUUGUACACCCGUCGAUCAUGCUCUCCAACGACCAGCUUGACAUUCCGACAUUAGUUGCCUCCUGCUCGCUGCAUCAUCGAGCGUCGCUCCCGUUUGCGCGGAACCUCUGUCGAUUUUGCAAUAGUAUUAGUGCAGAAUUGACGAAAGAUGAGUUCGGGUUGGCAGUAUCGCUGGUUCCCUUAUUAUUCGAGCUGUUGGAGCACUGGAACAAAGAUUUUGAGAUCGUCGAUCAAAGCCUAGCAACGUUACCGGAUUUGAUCUCCGUGAUGCGAAAGGAGGAAUUUAAUGAUCGUCGCAGUGGUGAUAUACUUGCUCUCCUUAACGCUGCAGUGGCGUCUUAUACUGGCAACAGCCCAACGUCAUGGAAUUGGCUGAAAUGUAUGCUGGUUGCUCUCAACAAGAUCGAUAAGGUGGCUAUAGAAUCCGCACAAGACACGAUAUGCACGGUGAUUGGCAUCAUUCGCAUAACAGUUGAUCAACUGGUGACAACAGAAGCUGCCGCUCCGAUCCUACUCGUAUGCAAGGAGAAUCCCGACAAUCCCUCAAUCUGUGGAAUCGCUACAAGCAACGCAAUUGCACCCAAAGGAUCGUUCACUAUUCUGGAAUUACUGGAGCGCGUGGGGGAAAACUAUUCACUAGAGCAAGCACUGUAUGGACUGUUAUGUGCAUUGUGUGAAGACAUCUCGUGCGCCCAGAUCUUGAUAGCUUACAACGCCAUCCCGAUCACCGCCGAACGAAUAAUCUGCCAUGUUCGUGACGAGGAAACGCUGUUAAGCAGCUUGUGCUUUUUCGAUCUCUUGGCUCUUAAUAGUGGCGAGAGCUACCGUGCUUUGCAAGAUGAAAUCGCAUUUAAAGCCCUGGAUUUGGCUAUCCAAACAUAUCCCGAGAUGACAGGAAGCCAAGUGUAUCGUAUUGCAAGCACUACACUUGAGAAGGUGUCAGCAUUAGACUACCAGUCGACACGAACGAAGCCUGGAGCAGCCAAAAUGCUGAAGCCUCAAAUCCAGUUUCCGGACUCGGAGAAACCUUUCCACGACUUGCUUCGUGAAGGAGCGAAGUUUCGGGUUCUCUGGGAAGCUAGACCCGCAAUAGUUGAGAAUAUUCAGAUACAACUAGCACCAAGCGGAGACUAUCUACUCUUUCGACGCAAAACAUCAAGUCAACUACCGCGAGUUGAGCGCAUUUUCGUCAGUCAGCUCGAAUUCCAUCACCCGAACGCUCAGAAGAGAUGUCCGACAAGCCCGAUGAAAACUCGACAACCGCUUAUGACUUUAACUCGAAAUUCUCCGAAUCUUAACGGCGACCAGGAGCUCGAAUUCAGUGGAGGAGAAAACGCACGAGAAGAUAUCGAGGGCGCCUCAACGUCAAGCCUCAGCUCAGAGAGAAUCGGGAAACAAGAGCCCGUUCAUGGAAGUAAAGAUAUACCAGCAGUUAAGCCUCCAGCAAAGAAGCGCACUGUUAAUGGAAACAUUAGCGAUCUGACCACAUAUGAUUCCCCACAAAGACACCACGUAACGCAUGACUACUACAAAAGACAAGAACAACGAAAGAUCUGGCAAGAAAAUCAGGCCCUCAACAAACGGCUGCAAAGUGCAAAGGCUACUCUAAACUUCAAGGAAUGGGAGAAGGAUGGCAAAUGGACUCGGGAGUUUCUGAAAACCCAGGAAAGAAGAAGGCAUGUGCUUCAACAAGAAUUACGUAGAGCUCAAAUCUCGCCACAAGCUGUUCUCCGAGCCAAACCGUUAAAAUUGCUCCACCAUCACGUGAAAGCCAUUGCAUUAGACUCAGACAAGAACUUAGGAUUGUCUUGUUCAUUGAGCGCUCGAACUUCGGCACGCCGCGACUCAAAGGGUGAGUUUCUACUUGGUAGUCGAGGUGGUUUCGAAGCAACACUCCAGCAUCCGAGUGCUGCGAAUCAUCGACGCAUCAUGAAGUUGCGCCAGCACAAAAACACGCCUCUCAGCCCAACCAACGCUGCAAACGCCAUAACGACAGAGGAAGUAUCUGCUGGUACAGUUGAUUCAGCCACAAGUGCAGCAUUUAUACCGAAUAACGAGAUUGUUACGGUACGGUUCACAUUUUCACGUGGACGAAGUCGAAGUACGGAUACCGCCUCGAACGGCUGUGAGCCAUGUGAUCAACCAGAACCAUUGGUAGUGCGAGAAGGUGACAGAGACAUGAUGAGUCUGUCAGGAGCAUAUUCUCCGGGAGCCGAAUUAGAAUCCGAAUUGAAUGCCGCUGCAGUGAAUGACUCGAUCGAUCAACCGCAAAGCGAUUCAGUGUAUAAAGCUGAUGCUGAAGCCGUCGACAACACAGCAGCAGAAGAAUGCGAAUGCUAUCAAAGCGACGCGGACUUUUACGACAAUAAAUUGCAAAGUGAUGUUGCUGUACUAUCCGCGAAUGUUGUCGAAGCAGAUACCCAAGCGGAGACAAAAGAUGCAGAUUUUGGAUCCCAUAACAUUGAAAAAGAAACUCAAGCUCUGGACCAUUUUAAAACGCCAUGGUCCCAUUCCGACAAUGAAGAAGAGAAAGGAAGCUAUGAUGAUGACAACUUUGAUGAACAUGCUCUUUUGUCGGCCCACGCAACCGAGCAGCAACAUGACAAACUCGAAGCUAGCGGAUACGCCAGCGAGUUCGAGGAUGAAGGCCACGAAGACGCUAUUGAUGCAGCCCAUAUAGAAGAUAAAGACGAUACCAUUGGUCCAAUGCAGGAAGAAGAUGACGACGAAGAAGAGUACUCCCGCGACGACUUUGAGCGCUCGUCGAUUAGCUCCGUGACGUCGUCGGGAAGGCGACGCAUGGACCAGUCGCUAGCGGAGAUUGCGUCAUCGCUAGGCCAGCGCACACCUGACCGCUCGCAAGGCAGCGACGACAGCGUCUCAGCGCGCUCCAGGCAGCUGGAUUUUGGUAGCGUGGACGAUGGCAACGUGGACGAGGAGCAGAUAGAACAGGACAACGCUGGGAGUACUGAAGCAAAUGAAGAGGUGCAGGAAGUGCAGGAGGAGCAGGAGGAGGUUGAGGAGCAUAACCAAGCCCAAGAGACUGUUGCUACGGCUCGUCCUCGUCCGAGAAGGGGGCGCCGUGGCACGGUGUUCUGGAGUGCGGAGGAGGAGGAAUUUCUACGUCGCGGAGUGGAGAAAUAUGGUAUUGGCAAGUGGAAGAAGAUUUUGAUCGAUGGCAACGACGUGUUCUCGAGUCAUCGGACUAAUGUCGAUCUCAAGGAUAAGUGGAAGAAUAUGUGCAGGAUCCCUAGUCGAAAGCGACGGAGGAAACCGGAUACGGCGAGUGAACCAGAGGAAGAAAGAGAACCGAGAGAGAUUCGAGAAACUGCAUCGUCGGAACAUAGUUCUUCCAGGCCCCGUCGUUUCGCUGCUGCCAAGACUAAGACCAGGACUACGAAGAAGCUGAUUAAUGCUGAUGCCGACCAAGCGAGACAGGUGAAGCUGAAGCUGAGCACUGACAAGUCUUCGCCCGAGUUCGCUGAAGUCAAUGUGGACUUGGACACGUGCAAAGAUGUAGCUGCUCUUAAAGCGAAGCUGCGGUCAAGCAUCUUGUCGGACGCUUCACCUGAUAGAGACAUUCAGCUGAUCGGACUCAAGUCCCGAGUCCUGUUCGACGACAAAGAAGAACUCUCGCGCUGCAUCGCAACCAACGGUGCUGAUUUCUUUCUUGUUUUUGAAGAAAACCCGGAAGAGUUUGUGUAAAACCGUGAACAAUAAAAAAAACAUUUAUGCUG